AUGAAGCCCUUCAGGCUUCGCAGCCUUAGCGUGGCUGCUUUUUUAUUAGCAGCUGCAGAUACGACUCAAGCUACUGUCAACCUGGAGGCAACUGUGGUGUACACUUCAGGCAGUGAUUGCACCAGUUCGGCAGCUGGAAAACAAGUACUGGUUACGGCAGUGCCGAGUAAUAAUUGCGCAGCAAGCACUACGUGCACGGAGACACUGUCUAGUAGCUCCCUGUUUCCAGCUAUUACUUGCCCCACUACGGAUGGUACUACCUCGGGCUCUUUCAUUCAAACCGAUCUCCCAGCGCUCUUCGGGUCCAAUCCAUACGUGGUUGUUGAGUCGUACUCUUCAUCAACUUGUGCUGCAGACACUGAUAUUACAAGCAUCACAGCUUAUUUGGCGGAUGGCAAGUGCCACAAGACAGACACAUCGAAGAGCUAUCGCGCGACUCGCAAAGCCGACAAGUCGGCAAUUAUCAAGACAUACACGGACGCGGUGUGUGGCGCGGGAGAGGUGACCACCACUGUGAGUGACACUCAGGGAACGUCCAACGCCUGUACUGCCAGCACAAAGGUGUACGGUGCCGGCACGACUCCACUGUACCUGACGUCGACGAUGAACUAUGAUACGACAGCGAAUACUUGCUCGUCUGGGGCUCCGUCGUUUGUCUCAACUGCGGUUGCUAAUGUUGACACUACGUGUGCGACUACUUCUAGUUGCACAGGAGUUGCGGCUCCGUACACGGGUACCAAGUGUAGCUCUGCUUCGUCAUAUCUUACCGACAUGGCCGCUGCAUUCGGUUUGAACCCGUAUGUAAUCAUACAGAAGUACAACACUGGAAAGACUUGCGCCGACGCUGAGCUGUCAGGUAUCACGGCGUAUCUGGCCGACGGCAAGUGCCAUAAGACGGACGUUGCAAAGAGCUACCGCGCGGCUCGAAAGGCAGAUGGUUCAGCCACCGUCCAGUCUUACACGGACGCCACAUGUGGCACGCUGGGAACAACGGUCGCAGUUAACGCCGCUGACGGCGCUGCUCACACAUGCGUCUCCGACUCUAAGUUUUAUGGUGACAACGCGACUCCUCUGUACCUGACGUCUACGAUGAAUUAUGAUACGACAGCGAACACUUGCUCGUCUGGUGUUCCGUCGCUUGUCUCGACUGCGGUUGCUAAUGUCGACACUACGUGUGCGACUACUUCUAGUUGCACGGGAGUUGCGGCUCCGUAUACGGGUACCAAGUGUAGCUCUGCUUCGUCAUAUCUUACCGACAUGACUACUGCAUUCGGUUUGAACCCGUAUGUAAUCAUACAGAAGUACAACACCGGAAAGUCUUGCGCCGACGCUGAGCUGUCAGGUAUCACGGCGUAUCUGGCCGACGGUAAGUGCCAUAAGACGGAUGCUGCAAAGAGCUACCGCGCGGCGCGAAAGGCAGAUGGCUCAGCCACCGUCCUGUCUUACACGGACGCCGUAUGUGGCACGCUGGGAACAACGGUCGCAAUUAACGCCGCUGACGGCGCUGCUCACACAUGCGUCUCCGACUCUAAGUUUUAUGGUGACAACGCGACUCCUCUGUACCUGACGACUACGAUGAAUUAUGAUACGACAGCGAACACCUGCUCGUCUGGUGUUCCAUCAUUUGUCUCGACUGCGGUUGCCAAUGUUGACACUACGUGUUCGACAACUUCUGGUUGCACGGGAGUUGCGGCUCCGUUUACAGGUACCAAGUGUAGCUCUGCUGUGUCUUAUCAAAACGACAUGGCAGCUGCGUUUGGUGUGAACCCGUACAUUAUUUUGCAAAAGUAUAACACCGGAAAGGCUUGCGCAGUAGACAAGCUGUCCGGUAUUACAACGUACUUGGCGGACGGCAAGUGCCACAAAACGGGUGCGACAGCGAGCUACCGUGCGACCCGGAGUGCGGACAAUUCAGCGUCAAUUAAAACGUACACAGACGCAGUGUGUGGUACGGGUGAGACUGUUACCGCGGUGACCGUUUCUCAGGGAACCAACAACGGAUGCUACGCUGACACAAAGGUGUUUGGCGCCGGUACGACGCCGCUGUAUUUGAGCUCCACGGUGAAUUACGACACGACUACAAACACGUGUAAAUCCGGCUUACCCUCGUUGGUGACGUCAACCGUCGUCCCUGUGGAUGCGUGCUCGGCUACUACGACUUGCACUGGUCAAGCCGCACCCUACACCGGAACGUCGUGUAGCUCUACCCUAACGUACAAGGACGACAUGAUUGCUGCGUUCGGCGUGAAUCCGUACGUGAUUGUGGAGAAGUACACGGCAGGUCAGUCUUGCGCAGCAGACAAGCUGUCCGGUAUCACAACGUACUUAGCGGACGGCAAGUGCCACAAAUCGAGUUCGACAGCGAGCUACCGCGUGACGCGUAGCGCUGAUAAUUCAAUUUCUAUCAAAACGUACACGGACGCAGUGUGUGGUACGGGUGAGACUGUUACCGCGGUGACCGCUUCCCAGGGAACCAACAACGGAUGCACCAGUGACACGAAGGUAUUUGGUGCCGGUACGACGCCGCUGUAUUUGAGCUCCACGAUGAACUACGACACGACUACAAACACUUGUAAAUCCGGCUCACCCUCGUUGGUGACGUCAACCGUCGUCCCUGUGGAUGCGUGCUCGGCUACUACGACUUGCACUGGUCAAGCGGCGCCCUACACCGGAACGUCGUGUAGCUCUACCCUAACGUACAAGGAUGACAUGAUUGCUGCGUUCGGCGUGAAUCCGUACGUGAUCGUGGAGAAGUACACGGCAGGACAGUCUUGCGCAGCAGACAAGCUGUCCGGUAUCACAACGUACUUGGCGGACGGCAAGUGCCAUAAAUUGAGCUCGACUACAAGUUACCGCGCGGUCCGGAGUGCGGACAAUUCGGCAGCAAUUCAACCAUACACGGACGCAACGUGUGGCACAGCAGGCUCACUGCUGACGGUGAGCUCAACAGACGGCACAUCCAAUGCCUGUGCGUCCGACACGAAGAUUUAUGGCGCAGGUGUGACGCCGCUGUAUUUAAUUUCUACGGUGAAUUAUGAUACGAAUGCGAACUCGUGCAAGCUAGGACUACCUACCUAUGCGACGACAGCAGUUGGGACUUUUGCGGUAUGCGUACCGUCCAGCAUUUGUACAGGGCAAAGUGCUCCUUACACGGGGACAUCAUGUAGUUCAACGCUGACGUACAAGGAUGAUAUGGCUGCUGCGUUCGGACCGAAUCCGUACUUGAUCGUGGAGAAAUACACAGCCGGACAGUCCUGCGCCGCUGAUAAGUUGUCGGGUAUCACGGCGUACUUAGCGAACGGCAAAUGCCACAAAACCAGUGCAACGACAAGCUACCGCGCGACGCGGAAGGGGGACGGUUCGGCAACAGUCAAGAUUUACACAGACGCAAUUUGUGGCACGGGAGAGACUGUGACGUCUGUGACAGCCCCCCAGGGAACCAACAACGCCUGCACCGCCGACUCAAAGGUGUAUGGCGCCGGUAAAACCCCGUUGUAUUUGACUUCCAUUUCGAACUACGAUGCGAAUACCAGCGCAUGCAAGUCGGGACUACCAUCGUAUGUGGCGACGACAGUUGCGGAUUUCGCUGUAUGCGUUGCGUCAAGCGAUUGUACUAGUCAAAGUGCACCGUAUACGGGGAAAUCGUGCAGUUCAACACUGACAUUCAAGGAUGAUAUGGCUGGCGCGUUCGGAUCGAAUCCGUACGUGAUCGUGGAGAAAUACAACUCCGGUCAGUCGUGUGCUGCGGGCGAGCUUUCCGCUGUAACGACCUACCUGGCGGACGGCAAGUGCCACAAAACGGACUUGUCGACAAGCUACCGCGCUACACGAAAGGUGGACGGCUCGGCAAUUGUUCAACUCUACUCGGACGCGAUGUGUGGAGCGGCCGGAUCACAGCUAACUGUGACCGCCGCCCAAGGCACCGACCAUUCGUGCUUCUCUGAUACGAAGGUGUAUGGUGCCGGCUCAACACCAUUUUUCUUAACUUCUACGGUGAGCUAUGAUUCGGAUGCGAACACUUGCACGUCGGGGGCCCCGGCAUUCGUGUCAACUGCGAUCGGAAAUACCGACAGCUGUAUCGCUUCGGUUGCUUGCACCGGGUCAGCCGCUCCAUUUACAGGAACCAGUUGUGGAACUGUGUCCUCGUACAAGGCUGACAUGGCUGCUGCGUUUAUCUCGAAACCAUACGUGAUUGUCAAGAAAUACAACACCGGGAAGAAGUGCGCCGCAAUGGAUCUGUCUGGGAUCACAACGUACUUGGCAGACGGAAGCUGCCACAAGUCUGGAGCGUCGACAAGUUACGCGGCGACGCGAUCCGCGGAUGGAUCUGCUAUCAUUCAGUCAUACACUGACGCCGUGUGCGGUGCAGUUGGAACGCGAUUGACUGUGACCGCCGCGCAGACCGCAAACUCGUGCGCGGCCGAUGGCAGUGGAAUCGCUGACACGAAAGUGUAUGGCAGCGGUAAAACGGAGAAGGUUUAUUCGUCGACUUUUUACUUCGACACCAACACGAACAGCUGCCAGUCGGGCUUGCCGACGCAAGUUGUCACGGUGAAGGCGGAUGUGGGUGGGUGCCCUGCCACGACAACCUGCACAGGACAAGCGGCGCCGUACACAGGAACCAAGUGUGGCUCAACACUGGCGUACAAGGAUGAUAUGGCUGCUGCAUUUGGUUCGAAUCCGUAUUUGAUCGUGGAGAAGUACACAGCUGGGCAGUCUUGCGCUGUCGAGAAGCAAUCUGGCAUCACGACGUACCUGGCGGAUGGCAAGUGCCACAAGACUGGAUCGGCGACAAGUUAUCGUGCCACCCGUAAUACCGACAAUUCAGCCACUAUUACGACGUUCACGGAUGCUGUGUGCACCGCAGGAGUGUCCCUACAAACAGUGAGCGCUUCGGACGGUACAUCCAACGCCUGCUCGUCGGACACGAGAGUUUAUGGUGGUGGCACGACACCGCUGUAUCUGAGCUCAACGGUGAAUUACGACACGAACCUGAAUUCAUGCAAAUCCGGUGUACCGUCGUUCAUAGCAACAAAUGUGGUCGCUAUUGAUGUGUGUUCGGCGACAAUGGAAUGUACAAACCAAGCUGCGCCUUACACGGGAACGUCGUGCAGCUCAACGCUAUCGUACAAGAAUGAUGUGGCUGCUGCAUUCGGAUCGAGUCCGUACGUGAUUGUGGAAAAGUACAAUUCCGGACAGUCUUGCGCUGUAUCAGAGUUGGCUGGUAUAACUACGUACUUGGCGGACGGUAAAUGUCACAAAACGGACACAUUGAAGAGCUACCGAGCGACACGAAAGGAGGACUUUUCGGCGUCUGUUAAAACAUACACAGAUGCGAUAUGUGGUUCAGGUGAAACAGUGACGUCUAUUAGUGCUACUCAGGGAGGUACGAACGCCUGCACUGCCGACACCAAAGUGUACGGCGCCGGUGCGACACCGUUGUACUUGACCUCUACGGUGAACUACGAUUCCGACUCGACCUCGUGCUCGUCUGGGGUUCCUUCGUCAGUCUCUACGGCUGUUGCUAACGUGGAUACGACAUGCACUACAACCAAGGUAUGUACGGGCAAUGCGGCGCCGUACACGUCUACAAAGUGUAGCUCCGUGUCUUCAUAUCAAAACGACAUGGCUACAGCAUUUAGUUCAAGCCCAUAUGUGAUCGUAGAGAAGUACAACACCGGGAAGAAGUGCGCCGCAAUGGAUCUGUCUGGCAUCACAACGUACUUGGCAGACGGAAGCUGCCACAAGUCUGGAGCGUCGACAAGUUACGCGGCGACGCGAUCCGCGGAUGGAUCUGCUAUCAUUCAGUCAUACACUGACGCCGUGUGCGGUGCAGCUGGAACGCGAUUGACUGUGACCGCCGCGCAGACCGCAAACUCGUGCGCGGCCGAUGGCGGUGGAAUUGCUGACACAAAAGUGUAUGGCAGCGGUAAAACAGCGAAGGUUUAUUCGUCGACUUUUUACUUCGACACGAACACGAACAGCUGCCAGUCGGGCUUGCCGACGCAAGUUGUCACGGUGAAGGCGGAUGUGGGUGGGUGCCUUGCCACGACAACCUGCACAGGACAAGCAGCGCCUUACACAGGAACCAAGUGUGGCUCAACACUGGCGUACAAGGAUGAUAUGGCUGCUGCGUUUGGUUCAAAUCCGUAUUUGAUCGUGGAGAAGUAUACAGCUGGGCAGUCUUGCGCUGUCGAGAAGCUAUCUGGCAUCACGACGUACCUGGCGGAUGGCAUGUGCCACAAGACUGGUUCGGCGACUAGUUAUCGCGCGACGAGGAAGGCGGAUGGUUCCGCAACGAUCCAGCCGUACACGGAUGGGACGUGUGGCACGGCGGGAACCCUGGUGACUGUGACGGCCGCGCAGACGUCGAACUCGUGCGCUGCGGAUGCGAAUGGAUUAGUUGACACGAAGGUAUAUGGAGGAGGCGCCACGCCGCUCUAUUUGACGUCAACGAUGAACUUCGAGACGAAUGGAAACUCAUGCAAGUCUGGUCUUCCGUCGCUGGUCACUUCUAGUGUCACUGUUGUGGAUGCGUGUACAUCGACAUCGACUUGUGCCACUCAAGCUGUGCCUUUCACCGGAACGUCGUGCAGCUCUACAUUGACGUACAAGGACGACAUGGCUGCUGCGUUUGGCUCGAAUCCGUAUUUGAUCGUGGAGAAGUACACAGCUGGGCAGUCCUGUGCCACCGACAAACUUUCCGGGGUCACGACAUACCUGGCGGAUGGAAAAUGCCACAAGACGGACUCAACGACUAGUUACCGCGCGACUCGGAAGGCCGACGGCUCCGCGUCUGUCCAAUCCUACACCGACACUAUCUGUGGCACGACAGGAUCGCUGUUUACUGUGUCUACUCAGCAGACAGCAAACUCGUGCGCAUCGAACGCCAAUGGUAUCAUUGACACUAAAGUGUACGGUGCCGGUGCUACUCCGCUAUACUUGACUUCUACUACAAAGUACGAAACGAACUCGAACUCCUGCAAGUCGGGCCUGCCGUUGCUGGUCACGGCAGCUGUGGUCGGUGUGGAUGCGUGUGCAGCGACAUCGACGUGCACCGGUCAGUCAGCGCCAUACACAGGAACGACAUGCAGUUCUACCCUGACGUACAAGGAUGACAUGGUUGCUGCGUUCGGGUCGAACCCUUUUGUGAUUGUGGAAACAUAUAACGCUGGACAAUCUUGCGCUGCCGCGGAACUGUCCGGAAUCACCACAUACUUGGCAGAUGGGAAGUGCCACAAGACGGAUUCGGCGAAGAGCUACCGUGCGACGCGAAAGCCCGAUGGAUCUGCGAGCGUCCAAAUUUUCACGGACGCGGUCUGUGAAGCAGCGGGUACACUGUUUACUGUAAAUGGAGCUGAUGGCACCGCACGAUCAUGCGUUUCCGACACGAAGGUGUACGGUGUUGGUGCGACUGGCAUGGCUUGGUCUUCGAUUGCCAUUUCUGACAGCAAAUCUUGCACGGCACCGACACAGAUGACUUUGACCAGCCAGUUCGCUUGUGUGGACGCCGGCUGCUUUGAUUUUGGAGAUCGCUCAAUCUCGUACUCGUGCGGCAACGACUACAUUGCGGCAGCAAAGAAAACUUUUGGUAGCUCUGCUCCGUUCGUUGUCGUGGAAGUUUUCAAGGACGGAACGUCAUGUGGCAUAAUGGAAGGCGUCAUGGCAUACAUUGCAGACACGAAGUGCCACAAAGGCAUUGACGGUGGGUCGAGUUUCUCGGUCACAUUGGCCACCGACGGAUCCGUGUCAAUGCUUACGUACGAAGAAAGGGAGUGCAAGGACGCAACGCCUUUUACAACGUUGCUGACAAAAGAGCAGCUGUCUUCACACCAAUGCGUCGGAAGUGUCAGGUACUACGCGUUCAAUGUCCCCACGCCGCCAACUGUUGCCCCAGCCACUGCUGCUCCGCCAACGGCUCCAACAACAGCACCUACAACGGCACCGACGUCUGCACCAACUUCGGCUACUCCGACCGGUACCGGCUCGGCAAACACCGGUGACUCAUCGGGUGCAGCACCUCUUUUCACGCUCACUGCAACAGGCUUGUGGCUGCUUGGAUGGAUGGCUGGUUUGCUGCUGUAAGCUGGAGUGUCACGUUGGAGUGUCACGGUGAGGCGACGAACCUCUUAACCGUAGAGUACGAAGUUUCACCAACCAUUUUAUUCUUCCGGCGGUCGUUCGGUGACUGCUUUAAGUAGGAAAACUUGCCUACAUUCAUUUGAAUUACAAUUUGCAUUUCCUUGAAUUUCUAAA
Messenger RNA from Phytophthora infestans T30-4, 8256 nucleotides. RefSeq lists its product as uncharacterized. The record is from RefSeq and is a predicted model, not a curated record. The transcript has a single exon. Lineage: Eukaryota; Oomycota; Peronosporomycetes; Peronosporales; Peronosporaceae. Bases 1 to 8085 code for a protein of 2694 amino acids.